AUAUAUUUAUAUGGUGGAAUUACCAUGAUUUAUUAAAUUACUUUUGGUUCUACGAUUGAAAAUUCUAUUUUAACUGAAAGUUAAUCAAUAUAAACCAGCAGACAGAAGAACUAACACAGUAUGCUUGCCGACGGGGAAUACGUCGAUGGAUCAUGGUUGUUAUCAGUACACAUAGAUGAUUUGAAUAUUGAUCGUCAAAUUCGUGUACACGGUGAAUGGUCUAUCGGUGAGUUGUUAGUCCAGUUAACUGAAGGCUUAACAUGUCCACUGCCUAAACCAUUGGGUCCAAAUGAAAUAAGUUUGCGGUCAAGUUCUGUAAGAAUUGGUUGGGGUGAUUAUGGUUUAUGGUGGCCAGCACGAUCAAAAUGGUUGUUAAGAUCUCAAUCCAGUCUAAAUCAAUAUGGUUUACAAGCAGAUGCUAAACUACGCUUUCUAUCAAUCUAUGGAAGUUUACAUGUCCAGUUGCCAGAUUUACAAAUUCGUGAAUUUGUUGAUGUUAAUUAUGCUGAACCAGUUUUCCGGGUCACUCUGUCUCUUUGUCGUUAUUUAAAUAUACGACAUCCUGAGGAGUUGUCACUUGCUCAUCCUAUUCAACAGAAUGACUUGAAACAUUCACGUUUUGCUCCAGGUUUUAUUGAUCGACGUUAUCAUACUAUAUCAUCGAUAGGUAGGCAUGCUACAUUUCAACGUAGUGCUACAAUAAAUACAACACAUUCACAGUAUAAAACACUGUGUCGAGAAUCCUUGUUCCAAAUGAAUGGUGUGAAUAAUACAAAUGAGGCCGAUAGACAGGAUAGAGCUAAUUCUGAAGGUGCAUCAAGAAAGAGCUCCUCUUCAUCAAGACAAUCAGCACAUCUUUUCGGCCCCCCAAGAAUCCGUGAUAAACGUACACAUUUCUAUCCAAAUUAUCAUCGAUAUUCACGUCCAGAUUCUGGAAAUUUCUCUAAAAUCACCUACUCUCCAAUCGCUUUUGAUCUACGUAUUCUAGAUGAUUCUUCGUUGGCAUUCAGUCCAACUAUGAGUGUAGAAGAUGCUAUACAAAAAGGAUUAAUUGUUCGACCAAGUAAUUAUACUCAACGAGUUCGACUGAAUGCAGCCUGGUUAGACUCAUCUAAAUCUCUCUUGGAACAAGGAAUUGAUGCACGUGGUUAUCUAUCGAAGUUGGAUAAUUUAAACUCUCCGCCAAUUAGCCGACCAGCUUCACCAACUCAUCUACAAAAUGGUGAUCAUCAGAACAAACCAACUAAGGAGGCUAAAAAACCUCCAACACUUUUAUUACGCUAUAAAUAUGGAACGUUUUAUGAUUUAAAUAUUAAAUAUGAUGCAAUUCGUAUAAAUCAAUUGUAUGAACAAGCUAAGUGGUCAAUUAUUUCGGAGAUAUUAGAAGUCACAGAUGAAGAGGCCUGUUUAUUUGCUGCGCUACAAGCUCAAGCUGAACUGGCCACUGAACAAGAAGCCCUACUAAACGAUGAAAAUCUAUCACACAGCCAAGAGAUGAAUGGCAACACCACAGCCAUCGCCAAUACCACAGCUAACGGUACAAAUCAAUUACUCGAUAAUCUGCUGGAGAAGAGUAUUGCUGAGAACUGUAAGACAAAUAUGAAAAAGAUAACAUCAACAAUGGUGAUACACAAUCGUGAUAUCUCUCCACUCGGUAGGUAUCUACACACAGGUCGGCAUAUAAAAACACUAUCUAGACCAAUGAGUGCAGUAGAGUUGGAUAGUGAAAUCGAUGCUAUGCUUGAAGAGUUGUCAAUGAAUUGUCUAGAGAAUACAGAUGGUUGUCUACCAUCAGAUGGAAUUAAGACACAGCAUCGUUCAAGGCCAAGACAACGAUCACCACGUCCAUUAAGUCUGUUGGAUAAUAUGGAUGGGGGAAGUGACUUGUUACAGGAUACAAAUGACAGUGAUCCUGGUCUACCAGAGUUGAACACUUAUGUGAAGAUCUGUAAGCCAAGGAAAUUCGGUUUGAAGGUGUAUCGUCGUUAUUUUAUGGCGGUUAAACGAACUGAACUUUUCGUUUACAAGAACAAAGACGACUACAAAUCGGAAAGUGAUGCAGCUGAAGUCAUCUAUCUACCAGGAUGUGAAAUUCAACCAGAUCUAUGUGUUUCAUCAGAAAAAUUCAUUAUCCGUCUAUAUGUACCUGUGUCACGAACAAAUCUCCCACUGUCUACAGCCUUUGCAACUAACAGUCAUUUGGAUGACCUGCAGACUGACGAUGAAGACCCUACAGUCGGUACAAAACUGAAACGAAGAGCCUCCUUGCUAUCGUUAACUUCGCUAUCUCAUUUAAGCAAUGUACUCGGUAUCUCAUCGAAUGGAUCACACAAUGGCCCUAUCGGUGUCAGUGGUAUCGGUGCACUGAGCGGAUCGUCAGCGGCAAUGACUGGGCUAGUCAACGAAUUGUGGUUACGCUUCCCUAGUUUAAAUGAUUACAUGGAUUGGUUGGCUGUAUUUCGAAUCACUACAGCUGUCCACUCGACAGUUGUGCCUAGCCUAUGUACAGAUAUGCCAGAUGCCGCUACAGGAACAAGAUCGACCAGUCCAGCAAAGAGACAACGGAAUAUUGCAUCAUAUCUGCUGAAUCGUGCAACAUUUGAUGCUGAGCGUAAAGCUAUCUCAAAUUUGAUGCAUUUAAUUUCACCGAGCAGUUUUAAAGCUGAUCAAACUGAUAAUAUUGUCAAUGUGACAAAGUUGCAUAAUUAUUUAGAAAAACGACUAAUCGAUAUGCUCCCAUUGCGAUUAGGUUAUCUGAAAGGAUCACAAAGAACUUGGGAUUAUAGACGGGAUCCAGGGGAUACACUGUCAAGGCGGUCAGCAACUAUACUAAGUCAAGAUAAACCGCCUAUUCAUCCGUCGACAAAUCAAUUUAUGCAGACUCGUAAUAGCCUUAUUCAACGUGUCUCAGCAACAUACACCCAAAUAUACAAUUUGACAAGCCUACAAGCUAAACUAAAGUAUAUUAAUGCCUGGGAACAGUUACGUCAACAUGGGAUUGUCUUUUUCCCAGCACGUAUCGAAGUGACUGUACCGUUAAAUAGUAUCUUAGGUAGUGAUGCAUGCUCCCGAUCUGAAUAUGGUGGUACAAGUGGUUGGAUCCCUGGGAUAAAUAGACCGUCAAGCAGUGGGAAUGUCACUGUGUCAAUGAGUCGUAAAGCCGAGGCGGUUGGAAUCGGUGCAACAAGAAUUUACCGGUGUGACUUGAGCAAUGGAGAAAUACUGGCUAGCUGGAGGAUGUCAACAGUUCAAGGUUGGCAUAUUAAUUGGGAGUUGAGUGAAGUUGUGCUCAUGCUGGCUAGUCAAUUACAUCAUCAACAACAACAACACCAGCAACAGCACCAAUCGACCAGUCAACAGCACCAACAAGUCCAGUCUAAAACUGAUCAUUACACAACAAAGUCAUCUGAGUGUUCCGGCAGAGUGAUUAUCCGACCAAUAGAUGUAUCCGUUAGAACUGUUGCUGAAUUUCUCGGUGGUUAUACAUUUUUGAAUUUAAGAGCUCCAGAGAAAAACCAGUGUCUUGCUGAAGAUACUUUUUAUAAGUUGACCACAGGAAUGCCUUUACCGCCAAUAUGA
Trichobilharzia regenti is the source of this 3579-nucleotide messenger RNA. Lineage: Eukaryota; Metazoa; Platyhelminthes; Trematoda; Strigeidida; Schistosomatidae. The record is from the annotation of a GenBank genome assembly.